UCGCUCUCCGCCAAACCUCUUACGAAUAUGUUCUGCUUUUAAUUUUCCCACCAAAACACGUGAGACUCCAAUUUUCUAAAUCGCAGCUAAAGUCGCAGGAGCUCGAUUCUCUGGGGUGGGGUGGCGGCGAUGUUUGGUGUUCCGGGAAAGGGCUCGGAAAGGGAGUAUGGAUCCAUGUAUGGUGGUGGAGACUUUGGAGAUAUUUGGUGUAAGUACUUUUCUCAGAUUGAGCUUGGCGAUGAAAAAGUUGUGUCCAACGUUGUUUCUCUGAUGAUUUCCUUCUUUUCCUCACCACCCGCGCAAAAUCUCCUUUCUCAGGUCAAGGGUGAUAAUGGCAUAUACAUUUUCUCGGUCGACUUUCAACGAUUUCGAAAGGAUUGCGAUAUUCAUGAAUUUUAUGAAUUGUUGGAGGAUAAACCGAAGAUUGCUCUUUUAUGCAUGAGUGCUUCAGUACAUAAGGUACUGCUGAACAAAUGGAAUGAAAGCGAAUUGGAGGAUGGUACCAAAGUAAACAUACGUCUGCAUAAUUAUCCUCAAUCUUUGAUUGCCUUGAAGAACCUAAAAGCCGCAUAUAUUGACAAGCUUGUAUCUGUUCGUGGCUCCGUAGUAAAAGUUAGCACUGUUAGGCCUCUUGUGGUUGAAAUGAGUUUUGACUGUGCCAAGUGUAAGACAAAGAUUUUAAGAAUAUUUCCUGACGGGAAAUUCUCGCCACCAACGAUCUGUUGCUUCGAUGGAUGCAAGAGCAAAAGUUUUAUUCCAAUUCGAUCAACUGCUCAGACAAUAGAUUUUCAGAAAAUAAGAAUACAGGAGCUCCUAAAGCCUGAGGAUCACGAGGAGGGCCGGGUUCCUCGAACUGUAGAGUGUGAGUUGACUGAAGAUCUAGUUGAUGCCUGCAUCCCUGGAGAUGUGGUGACUGUUACUGGAAUUAUAAGAGUAAUUAACAAUUACAUGGAUAUUGGCGGAGGGAAAUCAAAAAGUAAAAGUCAAGGAUUUUACUAUUUGUAUCUAGAAGCCAUAUCAGUCAAAAACUCCAAGUCACUUUGUACAUCUGAAGACCCUGAAGAUUCUAAAUCUCAUGCACGACCAAUGGAGCUUUUUGACUUAUUCUCAUUCUCUUCAAGGGAUUUGGAAUUUAUUGUGAAGUUUUCUAAGGAACAUGGUUCAGAUACCUUCAGACAACUGCUUCAAUCUAUCUGUCCAUCUAUCUAUGGUCAUGAGCUUGUUAAAGCGGGAAUAACACUUGCACUACUUGGAGGUGUAAGAAAACAUUCAAAUGAUGGCAACAAGGUUCCUGUAAGAGGAGACAUCCAUGUCAUCAUUGUUGGUGAUCCUGGACUAGGGAAGAGCCAACUCCUGCAAGCAGCAGCAGCAGUUUCUCCGAGAGGCAUUUAUGUGUGUGGUAAUGCUACAACAAAAGCUGGCUUGACUGUAGCUGUUGUAAAGGAUCCAAUGACAAGUGAUUAUGCUUUUGAAGCAGGUGCCAUGGUACUUGCAGACAGUGGAUUGUGCUGCAUUGAUGAGUUCGAUAAAAUGACUUCAGAGCAUCAGGCUUUACUUGAAGCCAUGGAACAGCAGUGUGUCUCCAUAGCGAAGGCUGGACUAGUAGCAAGUUUGUCAGCACGUACUUCUGUCUUAGCAGCAGCAAACCCCGUCGGUGGUCAUUACAACCGUGCAAAAACAGUGAACGAAAAUCUGAAAAUUAGUGCCGCUCUGCUGUCACGAUUUGAUUUGGUCUUCAUAUUGCUAGACAAGCCUGAUGAACUUCUGGAUAAGAGGCUCUCAGAGCACAUCAUGUCACUUCACUCUAGGUACACAGAGCAUGCACCACCAGCAAAAAAAAUACGACGAGAAGCUACGCAGAAUGAUCAAUGCAUAGUAGAUGGUGGUUCAUUAGUGUCAAGGUUGAGACUAGACCCAAAGAAGGAUGGUGAUUUUGCUCCAUUGCCAAUUCAACUUCUCCGCAAAUAUAUUGCCUAUGCAAGAAAUUUUGUUUUCCCUAGGAUGUCAAAGCCAGCAGCUGAAAUCCUACAGAAGUUCUACUUAAAACUAAGAGAUCAUGCUACAUCAGCUGACAGUACACCAAUAACAGCUAGACAACUUGAGAGUUUAGUGAGGCUGGCAGAGGCUAGAGCUCGCCUAGAUUUAAGAGAAGAAAUAACAGCCCAAGAUGCAAUGGAUGUAGUUGAAAUCAUGAGAGAGUCCCUCUACGAUAAGUAUGUUGAUGAGAAUGGUUUUGUGGACUUCGGUCGGAGUGGUGGUAUGAGUCAACAAAAAGAGGCCAAAAGGUUCUUAAGUGCUCUCAACAAACAGUCGGAGUUGCAGCAGAAAGAUUGUUUUUCUAUCUCAGAAAUAUACAGUUUAGCUGACCGGAUUGAACUAAGAGUUCCUGAUAUGGAUGCCUUUAUUGAUAAUUUAAACAGUGUUGGUUAUCUACUCAAGAAGGGACCAAAGACAUAUCAGGUGCUGUCUUCAUCUUAUUCGCGGAGCCAAUCAUCAAGGUCAAGGAUCUAAAAUUACAACUACAAGAUUAGAAUAAAGAGAGCUGUGUUUUGAAAACAAAAAAGAGCUUCAAGAGAUUGAGAAAGCAAUCUCCUCAUGUACAUAAUCAAUUAAAAGAAGCCAAGUUUGUUGUUCUCAGAAUAUGUAGAAACGUUAAGUCUUCUUUUCUUAUAGUAGUGUAGUGUAAUUAGUUUUGGUCAUACUUGGAUCAGAAAAUUCCUGAUUUCCAUCUAUAGCUUCUAAUCUAUACUUUGAGAGAAGAAUAUUGUAAUGGUGGAGCGUGAAGAUGAUGAUGGUUUUUGUAGUAAAUGGUGGUAAAUAGAUUAUACAGUAAA
Messenger RNA from Cannabis sativa, 2834 nucleotides. RefSeq names its product probable DNA helicase MCM8. Gene Ontology annotation, cellular component: MCM complex; nucleus. The transcript has 17 exons. Bases 130 to 2511 code for a protein of 793 amino acids. Gene Ontology annotation, molecular function: ATP binding; single-stranded DNA binding; ATP hydrolysis activity. The record is from RefSeq and is a predicted model, not a curated record. NCBI's taxonomy places the organism in Eukaryota, Viridiplantae, Streptophyta, Magnoliopsida, Rosales, Cannabaceae.